GAAAGCGGCUCUCUGUAUCUGACACGUACACCAGUGGGCCCUGUCCCAGAUGACACAGUGGCAGCUUAUCAGAACGCGGACGGAGGAUGCGGUGGUCGGACAACGCAGGAAGAGGAAGCCACGGGACCGCGGCGUGGGUAUGCGUGUCGGGCUGGCAGACAAGUGCGUGCGGUCAGUGUGCAGCUCAGCACAGCACAGCACAGCAGAGACCAGCCAGCCAGCCAUGGACGUGAAGGCGGCCGCCCGCACGCCAGCGCAGGCCCCAAGCAGGUCCUCAUACAGCAUGGACCCCAAGGUGAGCUUCUGGCGGACGGCGGAGGGCGGCCGGGCCAGCAUCUGCGGCAGCUCUUCCUCGUCGGCCUACGUGUACGUCGACCUGCCGCCCGCCACCGGCGCCGGCGACGAAGACCUCAAGGGCGCUGCGCCGCCCGUGCUCUCGCUCAGCUUCGCCGCCAAGCUGUUCGAGCUGGUGCUGACGCUAGUGGCAGAAGGCCUGUACGCGGCGGGCGACGCGCUCAUCACGGACAACUUCCGCACGUUCAUCUUCCCGCACGUCGUCUACAACACGUUCAUCAUCGUCAGCGGGAUCGUCGUCACCAGCUACCUGCUGCGCAUCAAGAUGCAGGAGCUGCUCGUGCUGAGCAUGGUGUGCCAGGCGCUGGCGGUGCACACGCUGCCGGGGAACAUGUCGACGGGCGUGCUGCAGCACAUCACGUACGGCGGCUACAUCAUCAUCGUCACCGUCACCCUCAUCGGACUCUCCACCAACGAGCGCAUACCGCGCAAAAUCGACAUGGUCUACUCGCUGACUGGUGCCACGCUGCAGAUGGCCGCGGGCAGCAACCUGAUCGACAAGGUGCGCAGGAUCCACAGCUGGCCGCCGCUGUACUACAACGGCCGUGCCUGCGGACUCGCCUGCGGGUCGCUCGCCAUCAUCAACUCUGCCUUCUUCCUGAUCGACUUCAUCAUCCCCUUCUUCGACCUGGAUGACGACGAGGACGACUACUACUACUGAGCAGCGGCUGGUCGCUCUCAACUGAACGGCCAGAUGCGCGCCGUUUCGGACUCGGCGCCCGUGCGGUUAUCGUGGCAAACUGCGAACUCAACUGGAACAUCUAGUGUCAAGCUGAAAGUAUACAACUGUCAAUGAUCACCAAGCGAAAAUGUGCUUUAUUACCCUGCGUCGUUUUACAGAGCCAUUACAGGAACAUUUCCUCGAAUGGUCCUCUCCACGAACAGGUCUUUCUCGACAAAAAAAAAUUGGAAUCACACGUGCUUAACUUGUAGCAUCGUGAAACGCUUGGUGAAUUCCUAAAAGCAGAAAUUAAAAUCAAAACACUAUUUAAAUUUCGUGCCGACAGCUAAAGAUAACAAGAAAAGCAGUGAAAGCAGAACAUAAUUUACAACUUACAAAGAUUUGCGUAGCUAUCACAGACAGAACUGUUGAUAAAAAAUUAACGCAGAGACAGCUCCAAACAUGAUGGCGUAGGCGCAUCCUUCUCGUUGUAGACGAACACACUCGCAGGAAAUCAGUUUCACGCAUAAGUUUCUAGGCGCAACCAAUGCUAACUAAAGCGCAUUUCAGUCCAACGACAAAUUUCAAGUGUGCGUUGAUGUUAGACCACCUUCCGUCUUCUCUGAACGGUUUAAUUUACGUGAAGGUGCUGUUUCAAAACACAGGCUGCGAAUCACUGUUCUGGCAAGAAAAAUCGAUUUGUACUUCUCGCCGGUCUUUCAGGCAUAACAUAAAAUAACACCACUCGUUUUACAAACAAGCGCAACAAUGGUCGAUCAAAUAUGGUUAUCAUUUAGCAGAAGAGUACAACAAAUUCUGAUACUAAAUUCCGGGAAUCUUUACGUGUAGAAUUCAACGGUCUACCGUGCUACUCAACACUGCCGAUAUAAUAACGUAAAAAACCUGUUUUUUUCUCUUCUCGCAGGCCUUUUUACACACCUUUCAUUAUAAGUGGCAAGUGAUCUGUUUGAAAUGUAUUAACGAAUUCAGAAUAUUUGACUAAGA
Messenger RNA from Schistocerca serialis cubense, 2020 nucleotides. RefSeq lists its product as uncharacterized. The record is from RefSeq and is a predicted model, not a curated record. Bases 50 to 1015 code for a protein of 321 amino acids. The transcript is spliced from 5 exons. Gene Ontology annotation, biological process: septate junction assembly. NCBI's taxonomy places the organism in Eukaryota, Metazoa, Arthropoda, Insecta, Orthoptera, Acrididae.